AAAUGAAAGGAGAAGCUAAAAUGAGGCAUGCGGAUACCACAAAUAAAUAGCAUAUGCAUGAACUCCUUUUGAGUCCGUACCUAACGGAGAGCACUCCAAAUUAAGUUUCUAUGGCUCUUCCUAACAUGAUUGCCUCCCUGCCUUUUGUUGUUCUCCUACUGCUCCCUCUUCUACUCCUCACAAGAAGAAAGGGGAGCAGCACAUCACUAAAACUUCCCCCGGCCCCUCCCAAGCUCCCAUUCAUCGGCAACCUCCAUCAGCUUGGAAUACUCCCCCACCGCUCCCUCUCUCGGCUCUCGCAGCGAUACGGCCCCCUCAUGUACCUAAAACUUGGCUGCAGGCCGACCGUCGUGGUGUCCUCUGCCGACAUGGCCCGGGAGAUCCUAAAGACGCACGAUCUGGAGUCCUGCAGCCGACCGUCCCUCACCUCGUAUACGAAGCUCUCCUACGGUGGCUCGGACAUCGGCCUUGCAGCAUACGGAGAGCAGUGGAGAGAGCUCCGAAGGAUUUGUAUCAUCGAACUUUUCAGUGCCAAGAAGGUCGCCUCGUUUCGAUCCAUUCGAGAAGAAGAGGUGGAAAGAACUAUGAGCUUCAUAUCCGACUGCUCAACCAGUUAUCUCCCUGUCGAUUUGAGCAAAGAACUGCUAGCGCUUACGAGCACUAUCACUUGUAGAAUGGCUUUUGGAAGGAGCUACCAUGAUGUUGGAAGCAGGUUUCAGGCAAUUCUGAACGAAACACAAACUAUACUCGCAAGCCUUUUCAUCGCGGACUACUUGCCGAUCAUCGGAUGGGCCGAUUGGCUCACAGGGAUGAGAGCGAGGCUCGAGAAGAACUUUAUCGAUCUUGAUCGGUUCUACCAGAAAGUCAUUGACGAGCAUCUCGAUACAAUGCGGCAGCAACGUGACUCUAGCGAAGACUUUGUGCAUAUGUUACUGCGCAUGCAAAAGAACGAGAAUAGUCUAACCACAGACCAGAUCAAAGGAGUCCUUAUGAAUGUUUUCAUUGGUGGGAGCGAUACGUCCUCAGCCACCGUGGAGUGGGCGAUGACGGAGCUAAUGAGGCACCCGCAAGCGAUGAAAAAAGCUCAAGAAGAGGUAAGAAGCCUCGUCGGGGGGAAAGGGAAGGUAGAGGAGAAGGACAUCGACCAACUGCGCUACCUCAAGUGCGUUGUGAAGGAGACCUUGCGGUUGCACCCGGUGGCUCCCAUGCUGAUCCCAAGAACAACGUUGCAGCAUUUCAAAAUCGAUGGCUAUGAUGUCCCGCCCAAUACGAUGAUGUACAUCAAUGCUUGGGCGAUCGGAAGGGACGGGAGCUACUGGGAAUGGCCGGAGUCGUUCAAGCCGGAGAGGUUCAUUAAUAGCUCGGAUCUCGAGUUCGCAGGUAAGGACUACAAUUUGAUACCAUUUGGGGAAGGUCGCAGGAUCUGUCCAGGAAAGAACCUCGGGAUAAAAACGGUGGAGAUCAUGCUUGCCAACCUUCUUUACUCCUUCGACUGGGAACUUCCAACGGGUAUGACGAAGGAGGAUAUCAACAUGGAUGAGGCGCCGGGCAUUGCUGUGCACAAAAGACAUGCUCUCCACCUUCUCGCCACCAGACAUAUAUAGCGGCAUCUAUAGCUAGUUAGCUACUAUACUAUAGAUAAUAUAAAAUUAGUAUUUACAAUAAAUAUUUUAGCCCUUGGAUGUCUAGAGUUGUCUAUUUGGGAGUUCUAUUAGUAUGGAUCUAAGAGCCAAAAGAUCUGUAAGAAUAACUAUUUCUCUACUAUAUAUCUAAAAUAUAGUAGCUUAACCGAGUGUGUGUAUAUAUAUAAUGCCUCUCACUGAGAUGUACUCUUAUUUAUCUAUCAUUGUACAUCUAUCUAUCAUUUUUCUAUCUACCUAUAUCAAUUACGUAUCUUACUAGCUAUCUUAA
Messenger RNA from Ananas comosus (pineapple), 1911 nucleotides. RefSeq names its product cytochrome P450 71A1-like. Bases 111 to 1604 code for a protein of 497 amino acids. Gene Ontology annotation, molecular function: monooxygenase activity; heme binding; iron ion binding. Lineage: Eukaryota; Viridiplantae; Streptophyta; Magnoliopsida; Poales; Bromeliaceae. The transcript has 2 exons. The record is from RefSeq and is a predicted model, not a curated record.